Mucor velutinosus is the source of this 210-nucleotide messenger RNA. RefSeq lists its product as uncharacterized. The record is from RefSeq and is a predicted model, not a curated record. Lineage: Eukaryota; Fungi; Mucoromycota; Mucoromycetes; Mucorales; Mucoraceae. Bases 1 to 210 code for a protein of 69 amino acids. The transcript is spliced from 3 exons.
AUGUUCAGAGCUUUAAAUCGUUUUGCUAUCGAAAGACCUGUUAUCUUUUGGUCCUUUGUUCUUGGAACAACCGGUCCUGUCAUGGUUCUCACAGUUCCCAAGUUCAGACGUGAAUAUCUCGGCUUCAAGGGUAAUGAACCUCUUCCCAUUUCAUAUCCUCUUCCCAACCGUGCUCGCACUCCCGUCAGUGGUUACGAAGAUAGCGCCUAA